CUUUUAAAAAUCCAAAGAAGAGAAGAUUCGAAGUCCACAAGCCCUUGCGCUUCGAGCCUUCGAUUUCAAACGAUGGCGAUCCGCGAGUACCGUCGUGGCCGGAUGAUCGGCCGAGGAGCCUGCGGAACUGUGUCGCUCGCCACUGACGCCUCCUCCGGCGAGAUCUUCGCCGUCAAGUCCGCUGGCAUAGGCUGCUCAGCCGCGCUGCAGCGCGAGCAGAGAAUCCUCUCCGCGCUCGACUCACCCUUCGUCGUCUCCUAUUUGGGCUUCGACAUCGCCGGUCCGGCGCCAGGAUUCUGCCGACGAUUCGACCUAUUCGUGGAGUACGCGCCGGGGGGAUCCCUCUCCGACGCGAUCGAGCAGCACGGCGGCCGGCUCGAGGAGCCCGCCAUCCGCUGUUACGCGCGGGACGUCCUCCGCGGCCUCGACUACCUCCACUCCGCCGGAGUCGUCCACUGCGAUAUCAAGAGCCGGAACGUUCUGCUCUGCGGCUGCGGCCACGCCAAGAUCGCCGACUUCGGGUGCGCGCGACUGGCGGACGAGGCGGCAGAGUGCUCGAUCUCGGGCACUCCCCUGUUCAUGUCGCCCGAGGUGGCGCGCGGGGAGGAGCAGGGCGCGCCGGCGGACGUCUGGGCCUUGGGAUGCACCGUGAUCGAGAUGGCUACGGGACGGUCGCCGUGGCCGGAUGCCAAAGACCCCGUAAGCGCUCUCCACCGGAUCGCGUUCUCCACCGACGUACCGGAAAUUCCGAGCUCGAUGUCGGAACAGGGGAAAGAGUUCUUGAGCAAGUGUUUGGUGAGGAACCCGCGGGAGCGAUGGACGGCGGCGGAGCUCCUCCGCCACCCGUUCGUUGUUUCUUCCGGAUCUCUGGAUCCACAGUCCACGUCGAAUUGCGGCACUAAUUUCAACCGGGUUUCUCCGGUGACCACUCUGGAUCAGUCGUUCUGGGAGCUGAUCUCCGACGACGAGGAUGUUCUGGACCAAGUGGAGGUGCCGCAGGAGGACCCGCUUGAAAGAAUAAAGAGAUUGGCCGGUAAUGCAGCUCAGAAUUGGACGUGGGACGAGAACUGGGUGACAGUGAGAAGCCAUGGCCGCGAAGAAAGCUCUCCGGCGACUGAUUCGGUCACCGAAGCGGACAUGCUUGACUUUGAUCCCAUUUCUGUGGAAUCUGUUCUGGUUAGAUCAGUCGAUACUUUGUUGUUCCAUUACAAUUGUAAUUAUGACGACACAAAAGUUUUUCUUCUCGACAAGGAUUUAAUCCAAUUUGACAGUUUAAAUCUGUCCUCUAACUUGUGAAAAUAUUGUGACGUUCUUUUUCUUAAAUAUUGUUAUUGAUUGUUUUUUGA
Messenger RNA from Zingiber officinale, 1346 nucleotides. RefSeq names its product mitogen-activated protein kinase kinase kinase 17-like. Gene Ontology annotation, molecular function: ATP binding; protein kinase activity. The record is from RefSeq and is a predicted model, not a curated record. Bases 73 to 1296 code for a protein of 407 amino acids. Lineage: Eukaryota; Viridiplantae; Streptophyta; Magnoliopsida; Zingiberales; Zingiberaceae. Gene Ontology annotation, biological process: protein phosphorylation. The transcript has a single exon.